This is a messenger RNA of Dioscorea cayenensis subsp. rotundata (Guinea yam), 2173 nucleotides long. RefSeq names its product zinc finger MYND domain-containing protein 15. Lineage: Eukaryota; Viridiplantae; Streptophyta; Magnoliopsida; Dioscoreales; Dioscoreaceae. The record is from RefSeq and is a predicted model, not a curated record.
AGUAGCUUAUAGCAACACCUUCACCACCGCGCGGUGGUGCUCAUAAAUAAAUAAAUAAAUAAAUAAAAAUGGAGGUACAUUUGCGGGACCUGUUCGCCAGAUUCGAAGACCAGUUCGGCUCCGGCCCCGGCCUCGGUCCUAGCUCCGGUACAUCCCUCCUCCUUCUCGACUCCCUCCCUUCUCCAUUCAUCAAACACCUCUUCCGCUCCUCCGCCGCCCUCUUCCGCACCGACCCCUGGAAACGCCUCCGCCCUUCCCACCUCCUCGGCCUCCGCGUCGGCAAAGACUCUGACUGGUCCUCCAACAGACAACCAUUCCCCUGCGCUCAGUUCAUCGGCGCUGAUGGCGGUGACCUCGCUCUCCACCUCUUCAAGUCUGAAUCCGACGCCCUCAAGAUGACCGGCCUUCGCGAGACCAUCCGUGCCCCCAAUACUGAGCUCCUCCGUGUCGUCUUCGUCUCUGAACCUCUCCUCUCCUCCGCCGACAAGCGUAUGGUUAGAUCCUUAUCCCUCGAACCCUCCGGUCUCGAUCGGUUUCCUGUCUUCGACGUCGCGCGCUGCACCUCCACUGGAUCUCUGCGAUUUCGCAAUCCGACGUUGGAGGAGCUCCGGUAUGUCUACGCCUUCAUGAAAGCCAUCGCCUUGCUGCAUCCCCUCCUCCAGCCAGCCAAAGACCCCGCGCCGAAGCGCGGGAGAGUGAUCCGCUUCGAGCCAUUCAUCGAGACGGUGGACGUGCAGUGGCCGCAGGAAGUCUCCCGUGGUAGCGAUCUCGUUGCCGUCACUGUCUCCCAUCCUCCCGGUCAAGCUUAUGAAGAGAAGAAGCUCAGUUCCAACUCCCCCAAAUUCAUUGCAGAGCCUCCAAUAGAGGAUUCAAUGAAGAAAGUCAUAGUUGCAAAGAAUUGGAGCAUAAUGAGGCAAUGCAUGAUGUGCGAGAAGGAAGUGCCCAGCGAGCAGUGUUUGUGCUGCGGCCGGUGCCGCGCCGCCGUCUACUGUGGCCCUGUUUGCCAGAAACAACACUGGAAGGAUGAACACAAGAGCAUUUGUGGAGUUUUCAAGGCCAUGAUGGAGAGGGAGGAAGAGUUAACUCUCAAGGUAUUCACUUUCCCUUGUUUCGUAGAGCAUCCUUGCAAAUGGCUUGAUCUCAUGGGGCUUCAUCAGAAGGGAAUGUGGAGGAGAAGGUGUGAUUGCUAUGCUCAUUGCCCAUUUGGUUUGCUUCCAUUGGAGUUUGGUGGUGUUUCUAAUUCUUGGGGAGGAUUGAGUGAUGGUGAAUUUCCUCAAGAUACUCCAUUUGUGAACUAUAUGGAUGGUGUUUCCAAUUUAAUUCUCCUCUCUGGUUGGUCUGAGUACUAUAAUCUUCGGCCAUUGCCAAUGUCGAGCCCGGUGGCAGCCAUACUUUCACACUCUUUGACGUUGUAUCACAUCCUCACUUCUCUUUGUAUUAGUUCGAAAAACCGGUUGAUCAAAGGGAAAGAAGUUGUAGUGCAUUAUCUUGGUCCUGAAGGUGAGUUGGAUUGGAUGCCUGCAUUCAGCGAGAUCGGUCAUUUGCUCAAUGGAGUAGGGAAUGUGCAGAUUGUGAUGAUCGGUCCUGAGGUUCCUAGUAAUUUAUCUGGAUCAGUUUCCGGGAUCAGUGGUAGGGUGCGAGUGAGUUUGGUGAGAGGCAUUUAUCAAGAACAAGCAUCUUAUCUAUCUUCAGCUCAUGUUGUUAUUGCAUUAAAUUGUAAAUUGGAGAGUUUUGGGAGCUGGGGAGGUGCUCUUGAGCUGAUUAAGUCAAUGAAUGUGCCUGCAUUCUUCACUGAUAAAUCCGAGAUCUCGUGUGCAAAUGCUAAGCAAGUUCUUCGGGGAGCCGGAUUGCAUAUCAGUCAUCCUGUAACUCCUAAUCCAUUCCGUUCACCUUUGCGCGAACAGGCAACUUCGAGCAAUCUACCUUCAUUCAGCAAUGGUUUUGUGUUUGGAGUGAAUGCAUGAGAAACAAUUGCACAUUGGAACUACUUUCUAUCUAUAUCUGGUAUGGUACUAUCCCUUAUGUUGCUCUAUGCUUACUCUUGAACAUAGAGUUUGGAUGUUGUUAGAAGUUGUUCUUGAUGUCUGUGUCUUUAGUUUGCCAUUGUUGUUCUGCUAUUUUUGUGAAUCAAUCCUACUUGUUGGAAAUUUGAAAUAAGAGCAAUUUAAUCAAA